GAGGACAUUUGUUCAUUUUUUUAAGCCAAAUGUCUCAGAUACAAACAUGUUGCUCAUUCGGAGUCAGAGUCAUCACAUCAUAAACUUUAUUAUAUAUAAAACUAUAAAUAAGAACAAGGACUGAUUCUCCACUAGUAAUACAGAGGUUCAACACCAGAUGGCGCCCUGGCUCCUCCUCCACACGCCUGACACGCUGAGAUCUCGCGAGGUUCCACGGGACUUGAGUCUCAGCUGGUUCCCGGUGCGUCGCUUCUUGUGUCUGCCGGUUAACGGCUCUGAUCCCCGGCCUCCCCGGCUCCCCCGCCCCGCUGUGUGAGCCAGCAGCCCUGUGACCGGUACAGUGUGAUACCGGAGCCCGGUCUGACCUCCGCCGUGUGCAGGUAGUUUAACGGGAGGAUUCCUCGGUUCACCGGCGUCUCUCUAACGUUCACUUCCCGCUGAUGACGCGGAUGUGUCACGUGGAUUCAUAACGGAGGAUUCCCGGUGUGGGGGGUGAGCGGAUCCCGGUGUGAUCCGCUGAGAGGAGGCGGGAUUGUGAGGCAGUGAACCGGCGGCGGGUCCGAUGGAGGGACACGUGUCGUGCCCGGUGCUGUGACGGUGUGUCCGGUAUGUGACGGAGCCGGUGGCCGGUGAAGCUGCGGCUCAGGAUGCAGCAGCAGCCUCCUCUGCUCGGGGACGUUUUCUGUCAGUGCCGCUCCGCAGACCCGGAGGACUCCUCCUCGGUUCCCCCCUCGAAGCCUCCCGGCAGCCGGCAGCCCGCCGACCCGGGGCCGGCCUGUGACAUCUGCGGGGGACCGGAGCAGGAGCACCGGAUGAAGGUUCUGUUCCAGGUCCUGGAUGUGAACCGGGACGGAGGAAUCUGUCUGAGCGACCUGACGAUCGGGCUGAAGAAGUUAGGAGUUCACCGGACUGAGCUCGAGCUCAAGAAAAUAGUGAAAGCCGGAGACAAAGACCUGGACGGACAGUUGGACUUUGGGGAGUUUGUCCAUUAUCUCAGAGACCAUGAGAAGAAACUCCGGCUCGUCUUUAAGAGUCUGGACAAGAAGAACGAUGGUCACAUCGACUCACAGGAGAUAAUGCAGUCUCUGCGAGACCUGGGCGUGAACAUCUCUGAGGAACAGGCGGAGAAGAUUCUCAGGAGAAUAAGGAGGGGUCAUGUCUGGGCCCCUAUCUUGUAUAUGGAUAAGAAUGGAACGAUGACGAUCGACUGGAACGAGUGGCGAGAUUAUCACCUCCUGCAUCCAGCAGGCAACAUCCCUGAGAUCAUCCUCUACUGGAAACACUCCACGAUCUUUGACGUAGGUGAGAGUUUAACGAUUCCCGAUGAAUUCACGGCAGAAGAGAAGAAAACGGGAAUGUGGUGGCGACACCUAGUGGCUGGAGGAGGAGCUGGAGCGGUGUCUCGAACCUGCACAGCUCCACUGGACAGGCUGAAAGUUCUCAUGCAGGUUCACGCCUCCAAGAGCAACAGCAUGCACAUCUCUGGGGGCUUCACCCACAUGAUCCGUGAGGGCGGCGUUCGGUCCCUGUGGAGAGGCAACGGCAUCAAUGUCAUCAAGAUCGGCCCCGAGUCUGCAAUCAAGUUCAUGGCCUAUGAGCAUAUUAAACGAUUAAUCGGAAGUAACCAGGAGACGUUGGGCAUCGCAGAGCGCCUGGUGGCGGGCUCUCUGGCCGGAGUGAUCGCUCAGAGCAGCAUCUACCCCAUGGAGGUCCUGAAGACCCGCUUGGCGCUGAGGAGGACGGGUCAGUUCUCCGGCAUCUUGGAUUGUGCCAAACACAUCUUCCAGAGGGAGGGGGGGGCGGCUUUCUACAAGGGCUACGUCCCCAACAUGCUGGGCAUCAUCCCCUACGCUGGGAUCGACCUGGCUGUCUACGAGACUCUGAAGAACUCGUGGCUCCAGCGUUACGCCACUGACAGCGCUGAUCCCGGCGUGUUUGUGCUUCUGGCCUGCGGCACCACCUCCAGCACGUGUGGUCAGCUGGCCAGUUACCCGCUCGCCCUGGUCAGGACGCGCAUGCAGGCACAAGCUACUCUGGAAGGAGGCCCUCAGAUGAGCAUGACGGGCCUGUUCAGACACAUCGUCAGGACCGAGGGCGCCACGGGACUCUACCGAGGUCUGGCGCCCAACUUCAUGAAGGUCAUUCCGUCUGUUAGCAUCAGCUACGUGGUGUACGAGCAUCUGAAGAUCACUCUGGGGGUCCAGUCAAGGUGAGGAGGAGGCACAACGAAGAGUCAAGAGGCUGCUUUUCUUUUGUCCUGGAGUUUCACUACGUUUGGAUCUAAGAAGCAAGCAGCAGAAAUUCUACACAUUUACAUCAAAUAAUGGACUUCCAGGGUUUGAAGGAUGAACGUGAGGUGAUGAGAACUUUGAGAGUUUGUCCUUUGCUGUUAUUUGAAACUUUCUUUCAGCGACUCAGAAGUGCUCCUGCUUUGUUUUAGCAAAACUGAAGUUUACAUUGACUUCAGUGUUUCCUGGUGGAGCAGCAGCGUGUUGUCUCAGCCGCUGAGGGAGCUGCUGCUGCUGCUGCUCUGUGUAAACUCUUAACUCUUAAAGGGCUUUGUUAACGUUCAGUUUAUCACCAAUCCUUCCCCACUGCUGGAGGACUGAUCCUGAUCCGCACCGUGAGCACGCUCCUCUGGUUGGGUCAGGUUGGAUCCAACACAAAACCCUACUAGAGCUUUUUCAUGUCUACGAACUUAACUGUGGACAAACAACACUUUACAUUACAUUUAUUCUUACUUCCAUUGUCUCCCGCACUUAGAUGCAUUGAGCCUCUUCAUGCAAGAGGCUCCCAAUAUUGUGAGAGAAAAGAAUCAAAAUAUUAUGAGAAAAGUCGAUAAUUUAAGAGAAUAAAGUCUUAAUUUUACAAGAUUAAAGUAAUAAUAGUGGAGGUGGAAGUGUUGGACUGUGACGAGUUUCAGGAGAAACAAAGAGAAGUUCCAUCCAGAUGGAGAGAAAGUUCCCUCGGUUAGAAAAAAUCUUUCUUUUAUUUAUUCUUGUAAUAUCUUUUUAGAAUUAAGGAAAUAAUGUCAACAAACAUACGAAUCACGUUUCCUCUCACAUCGUUAAUAAUAAAUAAACGUUCAGAAUCAUUAUUUCAUGACGUCAGGACGAAACUUCCGCAUCAUUAACUUUAUAUUAACCUCGAGAAUCGGCACCGAUGUCUUUACGUUGUUUGUCCGAUACUUGGUUGUGAACAGUCUGAGGCUCGGAGCCGUCAGACGUCGUGCACUUUGAGGAUCUUUGAGGAUCUUUGAGGAUCUUUGAGGAUCUUUGAGGUCAUCGGAGUGAUUCACAUUUAAAGAGGCGAUGACACUAAACAGGAAGUGGAAACUACAGGAGAAAGUGAGCUCAUCACAGGAGAAUCACCUGAAGAGUCCUGUUGACUUGUUGAUCCUGAUUUUACAGAUAAUUGUGUUGAAUAAUGAUCUGCAGCAGGAAAACAUCAAAAAGAAUCUUAUCCCAAAAAGCAGGACGUUUUGCCAUCAUCAGUUAGAAUAAGACAAAAACAUGAACAUUAAGAAAACCUGACUUAUGUUUUAAGUAUAAUAAUGUAACACUAGGGAGAAGCGUUCUCCUCCAUUCCACCUCCUGCAGAUAUCAUGUACUCAACAUGUUCAUUUCAUUCAUAUGAACCAUCAGCUCAUAGAAGUAUCAUUGUUUUGGUCACAGGAGAAACUUUUCUGUCACUAAAGAUUUGUCUGAUGCUGUUGAAAAGUGGAUCCUUGAAUGUUUCAGCGUCUUGUUGGAUGAAGACGUCUCCAGGUCAAAGCUCCUUUCAGUCACAUGAUGGGACGUCCAAUCAGAGGCUCAGUUUCCCAUGGUGCCUUGGGUCCAAACACGAUGAGGUGUUCAGAGUCGGUGGGACAUGGAAUGCACUUUAUGGUUCUCUGCUUUAAUUCCUCUUAGUUUUUAUUUAUUACUGUAUUUAUUUAUUUAUUCUUUCACAAGGAUUAAUGACUGAGUCUGUGAUCUAUUGGUUGUACUGACUCAUUUCCUUUUACUACGUGGAUUAUUUUAUUCAAGUGUCACCUGUGGUCAAGUCAAAGUCUGGAACAUGGAGCCCAAAGGAGUUUCAGUAUUCAACUUAGAAAAGAAUUAAAAAAUAUUAUCCUUAAAAAAAACAAUAAUUUGUUAAGAAUUAUUAAAGAUUUACUUUUAUGAUUUGAUUAUAAAUGGUUUCAUUACAUUUUCCAAUAAGGUUUUUAUUUAAGUACAGGUCGUACUUCUGACAGUUUAUGGUUAAACUGUAAAAUAUAAAACCUAAACUACAUUUAUCUGUCACAAGGGUUUGAAAACAUCAAAGGAAUCUGACACAUAUUUUUAAAUACACACACAUAUAUAUUUGAAAUUAUAUUUUAUAAUUUGAAAUGAAAUUGACUGAUGAUUGAAUGUAAAUCCUUUUCUUUACCCAGCUGGUAUUGUAUCGUUGAUCUACUCAUUAGGUUGUCAUGGAACACUUUGGGUCUCAGACAGACUCGGAUGUUCCUGAAGAUAGAAGAUCUUCAUGUGAACAUGAGGAACAACUUCCUCGGGGGUGAAAGAUUCAUCUGAACAGAACAUCUUUGUACUGAAACGUGUUUCUGUUGUGGAAAUAAAAUGAUGGAUGAUAGAAUGUUCUCCUGCUCGUGGACCUGCUGCAUGUCGUCUUCCCAGCGUCUUCCCUCCAGCUUCCUGUGGAACUCUGGUUCUGGUUCUCUGGUUCUGGUUCUGGUUCUCUGCAGCAGCUGCAGACCACAGGACGACUCAGACAUUUGCUCAGUGGACUGUUGCUCUCCAGGUUUGGAUGUCUCAGUCCGUCCUCUUCGCUCCUCUGGCGUCCUGACCCUUCUCUGACCCUUCGCUCUGAUCUCCUCUUUAUUACAAAUUAGUGAUAAUAUUUCAUCCUGUGGCUGCGUGUAUAUGUUUAAUACUUUCCUCUUCUCAUGUCUGGAACGUGGCCUCAGUGUUUGUCGUAGUGACUCUUCCAGACAACACUGAAGGCUGCUGUGUAUAUUAGUAAAUUGUGGCAUAUUCACAAAAUGCAUUCAGCAUAUAUAUAUUUCUAGUUUAUUUUAUUAUGCUGGCUGUAAGUGACCGAGGAGUGAGACUGAGUGUGUUGACAGCAGCUGUAGAAUGUUGAAGAAUAUUUAUGCUUGUAUGAGAUCAGCUGUUAAAUAAAGUAGUUCAGCAGUAAA
This is a messenger RNA of Hippoglossus stenolepis (Pacific halibut), 5179 nucleotides long. RefSeq names its product solute carrier family 25 member 25b (gene slc25a25b). NCBI's taxonomy places the organism in Eukaryota, Metazoa, Chordata, Actinopteri, Pleuronectiformes, Pleuronectidae. The record is from RefSeq and is a predicted model, not a curated record. Bases 648 to 2213 code for a protein of 521 amino acids. Gene Ontology annotation, biological process: transmembrane transport. Gene Ontology annotation, cellular component: mitochondrial inner membrane. Gene Ontology annotation, molecular function: ATP transmembrane transporter activity; calcium ion binding. The transcript is spliced from 11 exons.